CGUCAUAAUAUUCAAGUAGAUAAUAGUUUUGUUGUACCAUAUAAUUCACUGUUAAGUCUUAAAUAAAAUGCUCAUAUAAAUGUUGAACUAUGUUCAACUGGUAAAGCUUUCAAAUACAUUAACAAAUAUAUUACAAAGGGUUACGAUUGUGCUCGAAUCGGCGUCCAAGUAAAUUCAAACAACAAUGUAGAAAAAGUUGUUGAUUAUGAUGAAAUCAAACAAUAUUUAAAUUGUCGUUAUAUUAGUUCUCAAGAAGCAGCUUGGCAUCUUCAAAAUUUUCCUAUUCACUGCCAAUCUCGUUAUGUCGUCAUGUUGUCUAUUCAUUUGAAAGAUGGCCAAUCCAUCUUUUUCGAAGAGAAUCAAGCUAAAACUGCUUUGCGACAAGAGUCAGCCGUAUGCACGACUUUAACUGCCUAUUUCGAUUUAAAUGUUUCAGAUUCGAGUGCUCAAUUAAUCGUGGCAUGGACAGGAAUAGCUGCUACUUUAUUACCAGGUGGAAUUACAUGCCAUUCAGCAUUUAGUUUACCAUUAGACCUUCCUACUGUAAAAUUUCCUAGACUUACUCAAGCGAAAAAAGAAUUUUUGAAAUCGAUAGAUUUGCUGAUUUGGAACGAAGCUCCCAUGGCACCAGGUACAGCUAAGAAAUGUAAAGAACGAUUGUAA
Rotaria sp. Silwood2 is the source of this 663-nucleotide messenger RNA. The record is from the annotation of a GenBank genome assembly. Lineage: Eukaryota; Metazoa; Rotifera; Eurotatoria; Philodinida; Philodinidae.